Molecule: messenger RNA, 335 nt
Organism: Paramuricea clavata
Lineage: Eukaryota; Metazoa; Cnidaria; Anthozoa; Malacalcyonacea; Plexauridae
Source: the annotation of a GenBank genome assembly
AUGUUUUUGUCAUUUCGUGUUAAAGACGCAGCUGACACGAAAGAGUACCUUCAGGAAGAUCUCAGCCAAGUAGCAAAGUGCUGCUCUGAACUUCAUCUACUUAUUAACCCGGAGAAAACCAAGUAUUUACUUAUCAGAACGCGACAACAGUUACAAAAUCUCCCUACAGAUAUGUGCCUAAAUUUUCUAGGUGAGACUAUCAAGCCAGUUCCUUCAGCCAAGGAUUUAGGAUUAAUAAGGGACACCAACAUGUCAUACGAUUGCCAUAUCACCGAAUUAGUCUCCUCUUGCAUGUCCAAAUUGUCACAGAUCAACCGAGUAAGGAAAUGUUUUGA